ACAGAUUUGAUCAGAGCAGUGUUAACAGCUAGCCAGCAACCAGUUCACUUGACAGCUUGAGUGAAUUAACGCUAACUGGACCAUCGGCAAGGACUCGACAGUCGACCCGUCAUUGGUGUUUUACACUGAGCCGCCUCACAUUUCGAAGUGGGGGUGUUGUGGGGAAGCCACGUGUACAGGAACUGGAAUCUGACAGCUUGCCUGACUGGAGCCACCGCAGGUCCGUCUGGCUAGGAAGUCCAGCUAACAUUAGCCAGCUGGUACUUAUUCUGCAGCUAGCACAGCUCUAAUUUCCAAAGUCGUUUGAACUUCCCCACAGCGUCGUUUCCAGUCUGCCCUUGACAGAGACAAUCAUGGCUGUUUGGAGAAAAUUGUGGUGCAGAAACCUCUUGGCUGUUUCUCUGCUUGUCUGUAUCCUGCUCCACACCAUGGAUGUUCAUGCACGGCCAGCCAACAUGUCAGCCUCUAAAGAUAAGACUCCACCCAGCAAGGACGAGAACGAGAUUCUUCCCCCAGACCACCUGAAUGGGGUAAAGAUGGAGAUGGAUGGCCACCUCAAUAAGGACUUCCAUCAGGAGGUUUUCCUGGGUAAAGAGAUGGAGGAGUUUGAGGAGGACUCGGAGCCAAGGAGAAACAGGAAGAAGCUUAUUGAGAUUUUCACCAAAGUUGAUUUCAACAAGGACAGGAGUGUUAGCGCCAAGGAGAUGCAGCGCUGGAUUAUGGAGAAGACAGAGGAGCACUUUCAGGAGGCCAUGGUGGAGAACAAGAACAGUUUCCGUGCUGUUGACCCAGACGGCGACGGUCACGUGACAUGGGAUGAAUACAGAGUCAAAUUUCUGGCCAGCAAAGGUUUCAAUGAAAAGGAAAUUGCUGAGAAAAUAAAGAAUAAUGAAGAUCUGAAACUGGAUGAGGAAACACAGGAGGUUUUGGAAAGCCUGAAGGACCGCUGGUUUCAGGCUGACAACCCCCCAGCAGACCAGCUGCUGAAUGAGCAGGAGUUCCUGUCUUUCCUUCAUCCGGAGCACAGCAGAGGCAUGCUCAAAUACAUGGUCAAGGAGAUUGUGCGCGACUUAGAUCAGGAUGGUGAUAAGAAGCUGACACUGUCGGAGUUCAUCUCUUUACCCGUGGGCACCGUGGAGAACCAGCAGGCUCAGGACAUUGAUGACGACUGGGUUCGAGAGAGGAAGAAGGAGUUUGAGGAAGUCAUUGAUUCAGACCGUGAUGGCAUUGUAACGAUGGAGGAACUGGAGGAGUACAUGGACCCGAUGAAUGAGCACAACGCUCUGAACGAGGCCAAGCAGAUGAUUGCCGUCGCAGAUGAAAACCAGAAUCACAAUUUGGAGCUGGACGAGAUUCUCAAGUAUAGCGAAUACUUCACGGGCAGCAAGCUCAUGGAUUACGCCAGAAAUGUUCACGAGGAGUUCUGAAGACAAAUGCAUCCUUCCCCCUCUCAUCCUAAAUCUGCUUCAGGGACAAGCCUGGGGGGGGGGGGCAACCUAACGAUAGGAUGAUCUAGUGUGCAAUUCUGUGUUUGAAAGCCUAGCCUUGACGGCCUCUUUCACUGCUGUCUAAAAUUAAUACAUCCUCCCUUCAGCCCGGGACUGUCUGCCAGCAUGGUCUGCCUUCUGUGUGCCAUUGAACUGUUUGACUUUUUAAAUGUUGGGCUUUCCCAUAAAUUUGAGGCACCGCAGCAACUCCAAAUUAAUAUUUGUGUUUAUAUUGUGAAAUGUGUGUAUAUGAGGAAUUUUAACCCUGACUAGAUUUUUCUGUUCCUGGUACAGUGGUGAGAGAGACUGCGCAGCUAGGCGAGCUAUUUGUUCUGCAGGAUCUGUUGUUUUUAGCUGCCGAGUCUGUAUACAGUGUAAAUAUUCAUUGUCAUGUACCAAUGCCUCUGUCAGAGAGAAAAGCUGAUUAAAAUAAAUAUAAUGCUGCUGAAAGGAACAACCCUUAUAGAGAUAUCAUUAUGAAAAGAGUUUAUUGUUGACGCACAUAGUACUUGUUACCGCUUCAUUCCCCCAAAUUCAAAAGGUGAUUUUUGUCAUUAGUGGUGUACAAUUCCACUAGUUUCCAUAAUAGAUAGUAUCCGUCCUUCUGCUUAUAAACAGGGUAUUGAUUGUGUAAAAACAAAUAAUAGUAUAACUAAAAACCUGCCUCAGUAACAUACAGUAAUCCUACUUAGCACAGACUUUCAUUAAUAAUGUAUUGUCAGAGUAAUAAAAACUUGAGCAAAGAGAUUCAUAUGAAUGACUGUGCCUUUUUCACAGCAGACAUAUUGACUUAUUGAAGGAAAAGCACAGGUGUAACUGAUAACAUUAAUGAUAUUAUUAACAUAAUUACUUUCACCUGUGUUUAUCAGGUCAAAAUGUCUCCUCCGGGAAAGGCCUAUUGUUUUGUUCUUGACUAAAAGCAAUCCAAUUCAUGCUCUUGUUAAGAUGGUGGAUAAAGAGGAUCUUAUUUAUUUGAUCAAUAUAAUUUGUGUCAGCUGUAUCUUAGAACAUCACACAGGUUUGUACAAUUUUUGCUUUAUUGCCGUCUAGGAUGCUCUUAUGGUAGGAGGCUGGUCAUGGAGUCCUUGUCUUGGUUAACAAAGGAUGGAUAACUCACUCUUCAUCAUGUUUACCUGUUAAAAUUUGAAUGCUCUUUGUUAAUCUGUACAAUUCCACCUGUACCUUGUUUUCAAAUGCAUGGACAAACAAUGGCAUUACAUUUCUCCAUUUUAUUUUUAUUUUAUAUAUUUUUUUGAAUUUUUCAAUGACCUGUGUUGUUUUCAGAUCCUGCUACACUACAGGCUUCUCCCUCUCUCUGUGCUUCCUGUUUUGAUUGUAAGAUAAGAUUUAUGAUAACAGAAUGUGACACAGCUUUAUAAAAUGUAUUGCAAAUAUACUGGUAAACAAUAAAUAUUUCUUAUAAAUGCAA
This is a messenger RNA of Siniperca chuatsi (mandarin fish), 2916 nucleotides long. RefSeq names its product stromal cell derived factor 4 (gene sdf4). Gene Ontology annotation, molecular function: calcium ion binding. Gene Ontology annotation, biological process: calcium-ion regulated exocytosis. Lineage: Eukaryota; Metazoa; Chordata; Actinopteri; Centrarchiformes; Sinipercidae. The record is from RefSeq and is a predicted model, not a curated record. Gene Ontology annotation, cellular component: endoplasmic reticulum. Bases 354 to 1427 code for a protein of 357 amino acids. The transcript has 7 exons.